This is a messenger RNA of Bombyx mori (domestic silkworm), 1376 nucleotides long. Its product is annotated as phospholipase A2. Gene Ontology annotation, biological process: arachidonate secretion; phospholipid metabolic process. NCBI's taxonomy places the organism in Eukaryota, Metazoa, Arthropoda, Insecta, Lepidoptera, Bombycidae. The record is from RefSeq and is a predicted model, not a curated record. The transcript is spliced from 4 exons. The coding region runs from base 117 to 701 and encodes 194 amino acids.
UAUAUAAAGAGAAUCCUGGUGACUUACUCAGUAUUAAGUUGUCAUACACGUGUACGAGUAGGUACACACACCAGUUCAAGUAGUAACAGUAAUAAAGUAAUUAAAUUUUAACUAAAAUGUAUAAAGUCUGUAGUUUAUGUACUUUCCUUUACUUUGUAAUUUUAAUGGCUACCUGUAGAUGUUGGGUGAUGACAGACGUAGAUGGUGACUAUUUAGACCUUGAAUACGGUAUACCGGAAGAGGACUUGCAGGGAAUAAGCAAUUCUGACCUGCCACAGAGGAGAUUCAGCCUCAUUUUUCCUGGUACGAAAUGGUGCGGGGCUGGUAACGUGGCAGACGACUACGAAGACCUAGGAUCCGAACGGGAGACAGACAUGUGCUGCCGGGAUCACGACAACUGUCCUGACCUCAUACUGGCGGGGGAAACCAAGAAUAACCUGACCAAUUCAGCUUUCUACACCAGGUUAAGUUGCGAAUGCGAUGAAGGGUUUCGAAAAUGUCUCCACGAUGCGAACAGCACCACAGCCAAACGCAUCGGAGUUAUUUAUUUCAAUGCACUGGGGACAAAAUGCUACAGGAAGGAUUAUCCGAUUGUGAAAUGCACAAUGCGCGGAGGUUGGUUCAAGAGGAAAUGUUUACGAUACGACGUCGAUAUGAAUGAGGAUCAGAUAUACCAAUGGUUCGACGUGAGUAACUAUUGAUAGCCGAUGAUGAAUCAAUAGUAAUAGAAGUAAUAGAAGAAGAAAUAAUAAAUAAUGUAUAAAUUAACUGGGAACAAAACACGCACGAUCAUCCGACCUCAAAUUAGGACUACCCUGUUAUGGAUACCAGAGACUGACAUACAUACUUAUAUACAUUUAAAUAUAUACAUACAUAGAUAAUAAAAAGUCAGAAAAAGAGUAAACAAACCUGUUCAUCACACGAAUGUUUGCCUGAUGUGGGAAUCGAACCCAGGACCCUCGGCACAAAAGUCAGACGCGUUAACUAUUGCACCAUCGAGUCAAUCGAAGUGUGAAAAUGAAACAAAACGGCCUCAUUAACGUCCCAAAGACCUUCCCUGCUGGAUAAAGACUUCCUCCCCAAAAUCAUCCUAAAAUACUGCCGCAUCUUGGAGCGGGUCUCCCACUCUGUGACGUCACGUACGCAGCCCCCACUAAACCACUUAUUACCCAUGUGAUUAUUCUAAUUAAGAAAUACGAUAUGUUUAACUCAAUAUUCCGAUAGUACAGUGCUAUUUUCUGCUAUAAUUGUAUUUUCAAGUUUGUUAUUAAAUUUUGGCGACAUUACUUUAAAGUUUUUUUUUUUAAAUGUCCUACGUAUUAAAUUAUGUGCUUUUUUGGGAUUAAAUUUGUAAUAAAUAUAUCUAUUGUUUGAAA